Messenger RNA from Brassica oleracea var. oleracea, 534 nucleotides. RefSeq names its product RNA-directed DNA methylation 4-like. NCBI's taxonomy places the organism in Eukaryota, Viridiplantae, Streptophyta, Magnoliopsida, Brassicales, Brassicaceae. Bases 1 to 534 code for a protein of 177 amino acids. The record is from RefSeq and is a predicted model, not a curated record. The transcript is spliced from 4 exons.
AUGGAAUUGUUACAUUUGUUUUGUAGAAUCCAAGUCAAAGUAGGAGGCAAGCCUGUUAUUGUUAGAGUUAAACGUAAAGUAGGAAGGGACUUGAAAACGUUAUGGCAAUUAGGGUUGGAGAUCAAUGAAAGAUCAUUCAAACUGCCGUUACUGAACUUAUCAAAGCUACCUCUUUCCGGUUCCGUGAAGAAAGAGGAUGUGAAGCCCAAGAAGGUGCUCUUGCGGCACUUGGAGACAGUCACUGUUGAUGUCAUUCACUCUCUAUUUGCGAGGCAACUUGCAGCAAAGGAAAGUUUGAAGAGCCUAAAGUUGCUUUCAAGAAGGAAGGAACAGCGCUUGACCAAAGACUGCAAAAAGCAACAGGUAGCUAACUCGAGACUUGUGAAAAGUUUUACUGUUUCUGCUAGACCGCUGCAUAGAAUGCUCGGCUUGAGCAAUUGGCGGAGUGGGAAGGGAAACAAAGAUAAAGAACUUCAUGAGAGGUGUAGUUUCUAUGAUGUUAUUCGUGUUGAUGCUGAAGAAAAACCAGAGUAA